Molecule: messenger RNA, 438 nt
Organism: Ochotona curzoniae (black-lipped pika)
Lineage: Eukaryota; Metazoa; Chordata; Mammalia; Lagomorpha; Ochotonidae
Gene: RNASE12
Product: ribonuclease A family member 12 (inactive)
Exons: 1
Coding region: 1-438 (145 amino acids)
Molecular function (GO): nucleic acid binding
Source: RefSeq, a predicted model, not a curated record
AUGAUCCUGAUGGUGAUUGUUUUCUUGAUGCUUCUGUUCUGGGAAAAUGAGCUGAACGAGCACGAACCGUUGCUAACCUUGGAGCACUUGUACAUAGACUACCCCCCGGACGGCGCUGCGGGAAGGUACUGCAACCACCUGAUCCAGCAGAGACUCAUCAGGGAGCGAGACCACACCUGCAAGAGAAAACACGUCUUCAUCCACGAGAGGCCGCAGAAGAUCAACAGUGUCUGUCUGUCCACCAAGAAGGCGGCUUGCCUGAACCAGUCCAGCCUCAUCUGCUCCCAGAGUGAGACCAAGUUCAGACUAACCGUGUGUGAGCUCACUGCAGGCACCAGAUACCCUGCGUGCAGUUACCAGAGCUCAGCCACCCAGGGAUUCAUCCUUGUUGUCUGCGAUGAUUUGGGACCAGUGACUUUUGAGGGGUAUGUUGAGUAA